AGCAAUAGCCGUCAUUUCAACGUCUGGGUUAAAUAUAGACCCGAUAUAGUCCGGCUAUGUGUAACCCACUUUUAGCCCAAAUAACAUUUAAUCUGGAUAAAUGCAUUUUUUUUUGCAAAAUAACUUGUGAGAUGUAUGAUAUUCCAUCAUGUACGCAGAGUCUACCGUGAUUAUAAGUUGUUUGGUUUACUUUAUUUUACAUGUUAUAUGUGUAGGCUGUGCGUAGCCACGAUUUAGCUCGUAUUCAGACCUGGCUAUUGUAGCCCACUUUUAGUCAAAACUGAUUAAUUGUAUUCAGGCAGUGCAUGAAAUGGUUAAUAAUCAAUCAUGUUCGCAUUGGUAUGAUAUCAAGGUUCAAUAUGUCAUUUCACGGCAUGGUCGAUCUGUAGUCACGAUUCAGCUCCGAAUUGGACGGGCUAUGUCUGCUUUAGCCCACCUGGUGAAAUCAAGGCAAUCUGGUCUACGUACGGCUUGGCUAUAGCCCAGAUUCAGACCAGCGACCUAGAAUAUUAGUCUUUGAAAUGUUUUCGCUUACACAGCUUAAUAUAUAUUUUCUGUCAAACAUUCAUACACAAUCUACGAUAAAAAAAAUAAAUAAAAAAUCAAAUCAAAUGCAAUUGCAUUUCCUCCCCGCCAGAUGGCACAAUCGAAACACUACUGAAGACAUGUCUACUGGGAUUAAUGCCAUUGCGUGACUAGAUCACUUUAGACAAAUCUCGCGAUAAACAUUUCCGCCAUUUUAUUUUACACGAGGCAGCUGUCGGAGAGCAACGGGUGAGCGAAAACCUUCACAUUUCUACUUCGAUCUUGUAAGUAUGCGUGUUAUUUUUUAUAUGUUCAUUGUUUAAAUUAGUUAGCUGUUAUAAUGUGUAGAAACCGUGACAUUUUAACAUUAACAUUGCAGAGUAAUACUUUUCUCCAAAAAAAGUUAACGUUACCUGCACGUGUUAUUGCAAAUGUAACUAAAUUCAAUGAAUGUGGUAAGCAUGAAACUAUGAAACUUAUCAUUACUAUUUUUUUAUUAUUAUAAAGAUACCAGUAUAUAUUUGUAUUUAAAUUAGAGUUGAUUUAAAGCAAAUUUUGUAAGUACUUUACAUAAAAUUUAACAGCAGCAUAGUGCAACAUGAAAAGAAAUAAUAAAAAAAAAAAUUCUCCAUUUAAUAAAAGGUAGUGGCAAACAUAAAGUCUUUAAACUUGUUUGUAAAUAGUUAAAAUAUGCAGCAUACAUUCAGUUUUCAGUGAAUUUGUUUAAGAUAUAAAUUUGAAUGCUGCUUCUCCAUGUUUUGUUUUGACUUUGGAGAUCUAAAAGUAACUGGGUACUGUCCCAGAUGUCCUGAGAGGUCUGCUCUGGAUGGUUCAUAGUGCAUCAGAAGAUUAGAAAUUUAAUUUUUGCCUUAAAAUGUUAAUUUAAUAACCAACUGUAUUUUUUGGAUAUGAAUUUUUUGACAGACAGAUAGCCACUGUAAAAACCUCAAAACUGGAGAGAUGUAAUCCACUAUAUUUGAUUUAAAGACACUGUUUAUUGCAAAUUAUCCUGCAAUCAGUCAAAAAAGAACAGCAAUUGAAUAUACAGAACACUUGUCAGUGACUACCAUUAAAUGUCUUGUUACCAACAUUCAUCAAAAUAUAUUUUUUUUUGUGUGUGUUAAACAGAAGAAAGCCAUACAGGUUUGGAACCAAGUGAAACAGUUAAUGGAUCCCAAAUAUCUAAAAGAAUGGCGUCGCAUGAGAGAUCGAGUUAAUGCUCUCGCUGCAUCAAGUAGCAGCUUGGAUGAAUAUCUAGAUUUGGAUGUUCAAGGACAUUUGUCUGUGGAGGGUACAUCAGUGUUAGAUGUGUCUGGGGAGGGUACAUCAGUGCUAGGAGAUGUGUCUGGAGAGGGUACAUCCACACAAGGACAUUUGUUUGAGGGGGGUCCUUCUUUGAUUGUAGAUGCUGAAGAGGAUCCAUCAAAUUUGGAUUAUGGAUACAAGGAAACUGCUGAUUCCAGUGACUGUAGUACAGAGUUUGAUUAUUCUGAUUGCGAUGACACACCAUCAUUACACAAUGAUUUGGCUGAAUGGGCAACAACAACAAGUCAGACACAUGCUGCGUUAAAUAAGCUGCUAGGAAUUUUGAGAACACAUGGACAUACACUUCCAAAAGAUAGCAGAACACUGCUACAAACCCCUUCUGGAUUUGAAAUUAAAAACAUAUGUGGUGGCCAGUACACAUACCAUGGCUUAGAGCCGGGUAUUCUCCAGCUCCUUUCACAAAACACAUGGUUUACAGGUCCUGUAGACCUUACUAUCAAUAUAGAUGGUCUGCCAAUAUUCAAGUCCAGUAAAACUCAUUUUUGGCCUAUUCUAGCUAAAUUUGCUACUUUUGAUCCAUUUCUGGUUGCUCUUUAUUAUGGCAACAGCAAGCCCGACCCUGUUCAUGACUAUCUUCGUGAUUUAAUAGCAGAAUUGCAGGUGCUUAUGGAAAAUGGUGUCCCACACAAAACCACAGUGCACAAAGUAACUCUGCGAGCAUUCAUAUGUGAUGCUCCAGCAAGAGCAUUUCUGAAGUGCAUCAAAGGGCAUAAUGCUUUGCAUGGAUGUGAGCGUUGUUUGUCAGUGGCCACAUCAGUUGAGGGAAGGGUUGUCCACUUGAAUAAAGUGUCUUGUGAGAAACUCACUGAUGAUAAAUUUCAGGCAGUUGCAGUAUCCAAACCAUCAGAAGGAACCUACACCUCUAGCCCAACUUGGAAUUAAAUGUGUCUCACAAUUUCCUCUAGACCACAUGCACCUAAUUUUUCUAGGAGCUGUGAAAAGAUUACUUACGUUUUUGUUGCGCGGCCCAGUUAUUUGCAGGUUGAAAAAAGAACAGAGUGAAAAAAUCAACAAUCAGUUGGUACAACUGAAAGGUGCAAUGCCUGCAGAGUUUGCCAGGCAGCCAAGAUCUCUGACCGAACUAGAUCGCUGGAAAGCAACUGAACUACGGCAAUUUCUGCUGUACACAGGACCACUUGUGUUGCAGGAUGUUUUGUCUCAGGACCAUUAUCAUCACUUCCUGUCAUUAACAAUUGGUAUGUCUAUUCUCUUGGAUGAUGAUGAUGCCAGAAGAGAACAUUACCUAGGAUAUGCCCAAAACCUGCUGGAACACUUUGUGGAUAACUGUUCUGAACUGUAUGGGGAAACUUUCCCAACAUACAACAUACAUUCCAUCAAACACAUUGCUGAUGACGUUUUGAACUUCAAAUGCUCCUUGAAUGAGUUGUCCUGCUUUCCAUUUGAGAACCACCUGCAGUCCAUUAAAAAAAUGGUCAGAAAUAGCAAAAAUCCAGUCGCCCAGGUCACUAAAAGAUUGGCCGAAAAAGCAAAUACAAAGCAACACAUGAAGCAAUGGAGGUGCAAACCGUACUCUAUAUCAAACCAAGGCACCAAAUCACUGCUUCCUGUUGGAGACUGAACAAAUUGUGUUUGUGAGGGAAAAGCGUCAAGAUGGGAUGUUGGUUGUGGAUGUUAUCGACCCAAAGGUAACAAAGCAGCUGUUUGAUCUUCCUUGUGAGUCAAAGCUGAUUAACAUCAUAUAUGUGAUGGACAAUGACCUUAGCAGAGCAAAGAGGAAGCUUUUAAAGGCAAAGUAUCUGCAAAGGAAGGCUGUGUGUUUAACACAUGCACAGGGAUUUGCCAUAUUCCCUCUUCUUCAUGUCUCUAAGAUUAACUGAAACUUGGUCCGGUCUCGUCAGUUAACUUUUAUGGGUGAGAAUAUUGCCGACGUCAGUUAAAAUACUGACUCGUAUGCCAGAUGAAUCUAAAAAAAAUCAUGACUCAUCAUUCUUGUAUUUGAUUACCGUUAUUAAUAAGUCUUUACAUUUGUCCAAUCCACAGGCCAUUAUGUCUCAAGGACUGAGGCGUGCACCAAAAAAGAAAAAUUAUGCAGACUACAUCCAAGAUAUCAGCUCAUCAGACUACUUGAUCCCAUCACCACCACCACCACAGAACUACCGAGGUAUUUGUACUUUCCCUGAGCCACCCAAAAAAUAUGAUACGGCCUCCAAACCUAGCACUGCCUCAGUACCAAAAAAUAAGAAGGGAAAUAAGCCGAUGAAGAGGGUCCAUUCAAAAAUGGAUCCAGCAGAAAUCUUUUCUGAGGACCUUUUUUCAACUCCACCUACUACAAAUCCUUGUGCUAUGAGUCCAUUGGAUGACCACGAAAUGUCUACACAAUCAAGUUGUCAACAAACUCCACAACGCCUCUCUCCAAUUAUUGAACUAAGCACUCCACACUCCAUGGACUCAACUAGAAUUGAUACGCCAAAAAGGACUAAGCAGGCAUUCAGGGGUCGUUUUUCGGAUUUACCAAUAUGCACCUCAACCCCAGCUUUCAGGACAGAGCGCCAAUCCAGGACUCCUCAAAGCAGAAUUUCCCAUGCUUCCAGGACUGAGCGCCAAUCCAGAAGUCCUCAAGUCAGAAACCCACAAGCUUCCAGGACUGAGCGCCAAUCCAGGACUCCUCAAAGCAGAAUUUCCCAAGCUUCCAGGACUGAGCGCCAAUCCAGAAGUCCUCAAGUCAGAAACCCACAAGCUUCCAGGACUGAGCGCCAAUCCAGAAGUCCUCAAGUCAGAAACCCACAAGCUUCCAGGACUGAGCGCCAAUCCAUGACUCCUCAAAGCAGAAUUUCCCAAGCUUCCAGGACUGAGCGCCAAUCCAGAAGUCCUCAAGUCAGAAACCCACAAGCUUCCAGGACUGAGCGCCAAUCCAGGACUCCUCAAAGCAGAAUUUCCCAAGCUUCCAGGACUGAGCGCCAAUCCAGGACUCCUCAAAGCAGAAUUUCCCAAGCUUCCAGGACUGAGCGCCAAUCCAGAAGUCCUCAAGUCAUAAACCCACAAGCUUCCAGGACUGAGCGCCAAUCCAUGACUCCUCAAAGCAGAAUUUCCCAAGCUUCCAGGACUGAGCGCCAAUCCAGAAGUCCUCAAGUCAGAAACCCACAAGCUUCCAGGACUGAGCGCCAAUCCAGAAGUCCUCAAGUCAGAAACCCACAAGCUUCCAGGACUGAGCGCCAAUCCAGAAGUCCUCAAGUCAGAAACCCACAAGCUUCCAGGACUGAGCGCCAAUCCAGAAGUCCUCAAGUCAGAAACCCACAAGCUUCCAGGACUGAGCGCCAAUCCAGGACUCCUCAAAGCAGAAUUUCCCAAGCUUCCAGGACUGAGCGCCAAUCCAGGACUCCUCAAAGCAGAAUUUCCCAAGCUUCCAGGACUGAGCGCCAAUCCAGAAGUCCUCAAGUCAGAAACCCACAAGCUUCCAGGACUGAGCGCCAAUCCAGGACUCCUCAAAGCAGAAUUUCCCAAGCUUCCAGGACUGAGCGCCAAUCCAGAAGUCCUCAAGUCAGAAACCCACAAGCUUCCAGGACUGAGCGCCAAUCCAGAAGUCCUCAAGUCAGAAACCCACAAGCUUCCAGGACUGAGCGCCAAUCCAGGACUCCUCAAAGCAAAAUUUCCCAAGCUUCCAGGACUGAGCGCCAAUCCAGAAGUCCUCAAGUCAGAAACCCACAAGCUUCCAGGACUGAGCGCCAAUCCAGAAGUCCUCAAGUCAGAAACCCACAAGCUUCCAGGACUGAGCGCCAAUCAAGGACUCCUCAAAGCAGAAUUUCCCAAGCUUCCAGGACUGAGCGCCAAUCUGGAAGUCCUCAAGUCAGAAACCCACAAGAAAAGAAAGACAGGUUUCCAAUGACAGACAAAAGAUUUCAAAAAAAGGUUUUGACACAACUUUUAGAAAUAAAAGAUGAACUGCGAAGAAUAGGGAAAAUUGUGGAACCAGAAACUGGGUUCCACAUGUCAACCUUGGGCACUGAAGAUGAGUUCGAGUACUUAGAGAGGCAGCUUGAAAGUGGGAAUACACGGGCAGCAAUGGUGACACAGUUGUGUAAAAUUGGAGGAAAAAACUUCAAAGACAGUACAAGAAGAAUGCUGGACAGUGUUUUCAAAAAUUCCCUGAUGUCUACAUUCAACAUGAAAGGAGGAGGUCCACUACAGAAGAAGUCCUUUCAAUCAACUGCCUUAUUCUCAGUCAUCAGAGACGCAGUGAUGACUAGCUUUCCAUCAGCUACGGAAUUGGAAAUAAAAACUGCAAUUUCAAAUCAUUUCAAACAAGCACCAGGGAGGGCAGGGGGUGGGGGUUAUGGGUCUAAAGUCAACAGUUAAUUCUUAAAAAUGAAUUGUUUUACAUAUUUUUCCAGUGUUUUAUUUGUUCAUUUUUAUGUUUGAAUGUUGUCCAAGUUGUUGUUGUCUAUAUAAUUGUUCAAAAU
Messenger RNA from Carassius auratus (goldfish), 6269 nucleotides. RefSeq names its product serine/arginine repetitive matrix protein 2-like. The record is from RefSeq and is a predicted model, not a curated record. Bases 3763 to 6165 code for a protein of 800 amino acids. NCBI's taxonomy places the organism in Eukaryota, Metazoa, Chordata, Actinopteri, Cypriniformes, Cyprinidae. The transcript has 41 exons.